GCUCGCAGACGCGGCUGUAUUAAACCGCUGCAGGCGCGGCCGGCUGGCAGUGUGCGUCUUCCGGUUCAGGCUUUGUUGUGGUGUUUUCCAGCUCUCUCUCAACUUCUGAAGCCUAAGCCGGCUACUCCUUCCUUCUUUCUUCCACCUGUAGCCGCGUCGUUGUGAUUCCACCACCAUGUUCGAGGCGCGCCUGGUCCAGGGCUCUAUCCUGAAGAAGGUGCUGGAAGCGCUUAAAGACCUCAUCAACGAGGCCUGCUGGGACAUCAGCUCCAGCGGCGUGAACCUGCAAAGCAUGGACUCGUCUCAUGUCUCUUUGGUGCAGCUCACCCUGCGCUCCGAGGGCUUCGACACGUACCGCUGCGACCGCAAUUUGGCCAUGGGCGUGAACCUCACCAGCAUGUCCAAAAUACUAAAAUGUGCUGGCAAUGAAGACAUCAUUACGCUAAGGGCAGAAGAUAAUGCAGACACCUUGGCACUAGUGUUUGAAGCUCCAAAUCAGGAAAAGGUAUCAGACUAUGAAAUGAAGUUAAUGGAUUUAGAUGUUGAGCAACUUGGAAUUCCAGAACAAGAGUACAGCUGUGUAGUAAAGAUGCCUUCUGGUGAAUUUGCACGUAUAUGCCGAGAUCUCAGUCAUAUUGGAGAUGCUGUUGUAAUUUCCUGUGCAAAAGAUGGAGUGAAAUUUUCUGCAAGUGGAGAACUCGGAAAUGGAAAUAUUAAGUUGUCACAAACGAGUAAUGUUGAUAAAGAGGAGGAAGCUGUUACCAUAGAGAUGAAUGAACCAGUUCAGCUAACUUUUGCACUGAGGUACCUGAACUUCUUUACAAAAGCCACUCCACUCUCUCCUACAGUCACACUCAGUAUGUCUGCAGAUGUACCCCUUGUUGUAGAGUAUAAAAUUGCUGAUAUGGGACAUUUAAAGUACUAUUUGGCUCCCAAGAUCGAAGAUGAAGAAGGGUCUUAGACAUUCUCAAAUUCCAAGAAAAUUAAACUAAGCUCUUUGAGAACUGCUUCGGUGAUGCCAGCACGUACUUAUUAAGUCUCUUCUUUGUACCUCUGAGUACAUAUGUAGAUACUGUUUUCUGUAAAUAACCUGUUUUUUUUUUUUUCCUCCAUUCUCUACAAUUUAAGUCCAAAGUCAAAUCUGGUCUUGUUAGCCUAGAAAUACUCAUUAAUGAUUUUUAUAAACAAAAGGGUUUUGACUCUAAAUGCAGUUUUAAGUAUUGUUUUCACUUUAAAUAAAAGUCAUUUGAAUUUCAAGCAUCCCAGGACAGUGCCUUCAUUUGGACCACAAUGGUUGCAAGUAUCCUAGGGAAUUCACAAUUCAAGCAACUUUUUCAUGUAAAUGUGUUUUUUUUUUUUUUUUCAGUCAGCUUGUUAUGAAUUAGAUAUAGCAAUAGAAAGUAUUUAAAAUACAGUAGGUGACAAAACACUUUUGCCAAACUUAUUUUGGUAUUUUGACUUGAGCUCAAGAAGUGCAAAGGGGAGAGUAGAACAAAUCUUAUGUAUUUUGUUGUCAUUUUUGUUACUAACACUUUACAGAAGCUUAAUGUACCUAAAAAGUUCUAUGGGUUUGUAAGACUAGCAUUGUUAUAGAGCAGUGUGUUUCUUUAGCCUAGGGCGCCUUGUACAGGAGUAUUGGAAGUUUUUGUAGAUGUGUGAUAGGGCCCAAGGAGUGUGUUUGUGCAAAAAUAAUUUCUCUAGUGUAAGCCUCCUUUUGGAGGACUUAACUCCUUUUAAAGGAUGAAGAUGGCUUAAAUUCCAUAGGUGUUGAAUUCAACCAAGAAAGUGAGAAGGCCUGGCAGUAAUUGUGCUACAAGGUCACAAAUUGGCAUGCUGCAUAGUGAGAAUUGCUUUAUUGUAGUUCUUUUUCUAGUGUAUUUUGUGGUUUGGCGUAUUAUAUGACUGGUUUUUGUUAUAUCUGCACUAAGUUCUAGUUUCUGGAUCCUCAAACUUCCUGUGCCCUCUGCAGUUUGUCUGGGGCAUAGGGAAGGAGAUUGGCUGCAAAGAGCCCAGAUACAUGUUUUUGGAGUGAUGGAAAUAUUUUUAUCUGCACUAUGGUGAUAGUUCCAAAACUAUAUGCAUUUGUCAAAACUAAUCCAAUUGUACUUUAUUAUAUGUAAGUUAUGCUGCAAUAAACCUUGACAUUUUAAAAAACGA
Messenger RNA from Phacochoerus africanus (Common warthog), 2157 nucleotides. RefSeq names its product proliferating cell nuclear antigen (gene PCNA). The coding region runs from base 176 to 961 and encodes 261 amino acids. The record is from RefSeq and is a predicted model, not a curated record. Gene Ontology annotation, molecular function: DNA binding; DNA polymerase processivity factor activity. Gene Ontology annotation, biological process: mismatch repair; translesion synthesis; regulation of DNA replication. Gene Ontology annotation, cellular component: PCNA complex. Lineage: Eukaryota; Metazoa; Chordata; Mammalia; Artiodactyla; Suidae. The transcript is spliced from 6 exons.